AUGGACUACACGGAGGGUCAGCGGGACGAGUGGAUGAUUGUCAGGGACAAGGUGCUCUACUAUGUGGGGUUUUACGGCAUGUUUCGCGGCGGCGAGCUGGUGGGCAUUCAGUGGCAGCACGUGCACUUUCCGCGCUCAGGCGGCGUGAUGAUCUUCGUGCCCAGCUCCAAAACUGACCCCCAGGGGGCGGGCGCCUGGGUCUACAUCCCUGCGGCCAAGGGGGCCGAGGGGGCGCUCGUGGACAUUGUGGCGGCGCUGCAGCAGCUUCAGGAAAUGCAGGGCGGGCAGGGGUACGUCUUCCUGGCCCGGCGCGACCAGACGGCACCCCUUAGCAAACAGACAGUGACGUGGCGGGUGCGCAAGGCGCUGCAGGGGCGCGUUCAGGACCCGUCGCUGUAUGCAACGCACUCGCUGCGGCGCGGGGGCGCGACGCACGCGGCGCGCUGCGGCGUGAGCCUGCGGUACAUCAUGGUGCUGGGACGCUGGCGCUCAGAUGUGGUGCGGCAGUACAUCUACUGCAGCGGCAAGGAGGCCAUGGCGGCGGCGACGAAGAUGCUGCAGGAGCCGUGA
This is a messenger RNA of Monoraphidium neglectum, 570 nucleotides long. RefSeq lists its product as hypothetical. Gene Ontology annotation, biological process: DNA recombination; DNA integration. NCBI's taxonomy places the organism in Eukaryota, Viridiplantae, Chlorophyta, Chlorophyceae, Sphaeropleales, Selenastraceae. Gene Ontology annotation, molecular function: DNA binding. The coding region runs from base 1 to 570 and encodes 189 amino acids. The record is from RefSeq and is a predicted model, not a curated record. The transcript has a single exon.